GCUUCUUGUCCCAGUGUGGACGAAUUACUUUGUAUCCACUAGUUCUAGUCGUUUUGGUCCGACUUGGGAAGAAGAGGGGAGGGAGAAGGAGAUGAGGUGUAAGAGACGUUCUCUCUCUGAUGGGUUCUGCGCUCAGCUACCUGUGGUCCAAAGAAAGUAAUUUCGAAACAGCAGAACUAAGCAGGCACCGGCGAGUGCAUCUUUCCUGUUUGAACGACAUCUCUGCCAACCGAAGUGGGCAAGCAAUAUGGAGUAACGUCCUCAUUCUCCAUUCACUUAUUCAAAUGCUUGCUGAGCUCUGUGUUGGUGCUGUUUUAGUUCUUGUGAAACUUCGAGUGAACAUGGGCGACGUGGGUGUUUUGGGAACGUCAGAGUAAAUAAGGAAAGAAUAUAGUGUAUUAGUGAAAAGUGCUAUAGGAAAAGGAAACAGGGCAAGUUCUAGGAUUAAAGCAGUACUUGGAGGUGAGGAACUUAGCCAUUCGAUUGGAAGCAUUCCAGGCAAAGCGAACACCCGUGCCUAGACCCUAAUGUGGGAGCGUACCUGGCUUGUUGGAGGACUUGCCAGCAGGCCCUUGGAAAAGAGUGACCAGGGGAGAUUUAUUUUCGAGCUUCUCUUGGUAAGACUUUGAGAAAUUAAAUAGUACUUCCUGAAACCGUCAAGAAGAGAAAUGUCUGUGACAUUGCAUACAGAUGUAGGUGAUAUUAAAAUAGAAGUCUUCUGUGAGAGGACACCCAAAACAUGUGAGAAUUUCUUGGCUCUUUGUGCCAGUAAUUACUACAAUGGCUGUAUAUUUCAUAGAAAUAUCAAGGGUUUCAUGGUUCAAACAGGAGAUCCAACAGGUACUGGAAGAGGUGGUAACAGUAUCUGGGGCAAGAAGUUUGAGGAUGAAUACAGUGAAUAUCUCAAGCACACUGUUAGAGGUGUUGUGUCUAUGGCUAAUAAUGGCCCAAACACAAAUGGAUCUCAGUUCUUCAUCACCUAUGGCAAGCAGCCGCAUUUGGACAUGAAAUACACAGUAUUUGGAAAAGUAAUAGAUGGUCUGGAGACCUUAGAUGAAUUGGAGAAGUUACCAGUAAAUGAGAAGACAUAUCGACCUCUUAAUGAUGUGCACAUUAAGGACAUAACUAUUCAUGCCAAUCCAUUUGCUCAGUAGCUAUAAUAGAUCUGAACAAAUAUUUGGCAAACUGUUCACUGGAACACACCUAUUGUGGUUUACCCUGCUUACAUAAAGCUGAGAUCGUCUGUGAAAUGGUGGUACCAAGGGAAGCCCAACAGCCCCCAUUCUUACAGCAUGUAUUUUUAUUACAACUAUUAUCAUCCAAUGUAUUUCUUUAAUAUAAAAAACCUGCUUUUUAAUUUUUGUUAUAAAUAAACAUUCAUUUUUAAA
Cynocephalus volans (Philippine flying lemur) is the source of this 1388-nucleotide messenger RNA. It is a transcript of the gene PPIL3, whose product is annotated as peptidylprolyl isomerase like 3. Gene Ontology annotation, biological process: protein peptidyl-prolyl isomerization; protein folding. The transcript is spliced from 7 exons. NCBI's taxonomy places the organism in Eukaryota, Metazoa, Chordata, Mammalia, Dermoptera, Cynocephalidae. The record is from RefSeq and is a predicted model, not a curated record. Bases 669 to 1154 code for a protein of 161 amino acids. Gene Ontology annotation, molecular function: peptidyl-prolyl cis-trans isomerase activity. Gene Ontology annotation, cellular component: catalytic step 2 spliceosome.